Molecule: messenger RNA, 2301 nt
Organism: Cottoperca gobio
Lineage: Eukaryota; Metazoa; Chordata; Actinopteri; Perciformes; Bovichtidae
Gene: ece1
Product: endothelin converting enzyme 1
Exons: 18
Coding region: 1-2301 (766 amino acids)
Biological process (GO): peptide hormone processing
Cellular component (GO): plasma membrane
Molecular function (GO): metalloendopeptidase activity
Source: RefSeq, a predicted model, not a curated record
AUGGAGGCACUGAGAGAGUCUUUUCUCAAUUUGACCUUUCAGAUGUCAUCGUAUAAGAGAGCCACGUUGGAUGAGGAGGACCUGGUGGACUCCACGGCUGACGACGUGUACCCAUCAUCACCCAUGCAGGUGACUCUUCUGCACGGCCAUGGUCCCUCAUGUUGGCAAGACAGGACGCAGACGGAGCGGAGGCUGCUGUUUUUGUUGUGUGUUGUGUCCGCCGGCCUGUUUGUAUCUCUCAUCACGACUGGGGUCUUCUACAAACAGACGCACCCUGGCUUGUGCCUAACAGGGCCGUGCAUCACUGUGGCCAGUGCUGUCAUGGGAGCCCUGGACCGAUCCGUAGACCCCUGCCAUGACUUCUACAACUUUGCCUGUGGGGGCUGGGUGAAGAACAACCCCCUGCCUGAGGGCAAGUCCCGCUGGGGACCUUUCAGCAACCUCUGGGAGCACAACAUGCUUGUAAUGAAGCAUUUAUUAGAAAACACAACGGUAAAGGAUCUGAGUAAGGCUGAGGAAAAGGCUCAGAGAUAUUACCAGGCCUGCAUGAACGAGGCUAAGAUUGAAGAAUUGGGAGCUAAACCACUCGAGGAGCUUAUCAGCCAGAUAGGAGGAUGGGCCCUGACCGGAGCUUCGGACAAGAACAACUUCCAGGAAGUUUUGCGUAUGGUGUCAGCCAACUACCGCACCUCGCCUUUCUUCACAGUGUUUGUCAGCACCGACUCCAAAAACUCCAACAGUAACAUCAUCCAGGUGGAUCAGUCCAGCCUGGGGCUACCUUCACGGGAUUACUACCUCAACAAAACAGCAAAUGAAAAGUAUCUGUCGGCAUACCUCACCUUCCUGACGGAGUUGGGGGUUCUUCUGGGUGGCUCUGAGGAGACAUCCCGGACGGUGAUGGAGGAGAUCGUGGACUUUGAAACCAGCCUGGCCAACAUCACAGUCCCUCAGGAGGAGAGAAGAGACGAGGAGCUCAUCUACCAUAAGAUGGAGGCCAAGGAUCUGUCGACUCUGGUUCCUGCAGUGGACUGGAUGCCUUACCUCACAGAAGUGUUUGCUCCCGUGCCCCUCAACGAGUCCGAGCCGGUGGUUGUUUAUGCCAGAGAAUACCUCCAGCAAGUUUCUGAGCUCAUCAUUAAAACAAAUAAAAGCCUGCUCAACAACUACAUGAUAAUGAAGGUGGUGAGGAAGAUGGUGUCCAUUUUGGACCAAAGGUUCCAGGAUGCAGAGCAGCGCUUCCUUGAGGUCAUGUACGGAACAAAGAAGAGCUGCACGCCACGCUGGAAGCUGUGCGUCAGCGACACAGACAGCGCCCUGGGCUUUGCUCUAGGAGCCAUGUUUGUGAAAGCCACCUUUGCCGAAGACAACAAGGCCAUUGCUGAGGAGAUGGUAGCAGAGAUUAAAUGGGCAUUUGAGGACAGCCUGAAGUAUGUGAGCUGGAUGGACUCGGAGACAAAAAAAGCAGCCAAAGAAAAGGCAGAUGCAAUAUACAACAUGGUUGGAUAUCCAGAGUUCAUCAUGAACCUCACAAAGCUGGACAAAGUGUUCAAUGAUUUUGAGGUGGUGUCAGAACUUUACUUCCAAAAUGUGAUGCAGUACUACAACUUCUCAGCCAGAGUGACUGCGGACCAGCUGAGGAAAACUCCCAACAGAAACCAGUGGAGCAUGACCCCUCCCACCGUGAAUGCAUAUUACAACCCGACCAAAAAUGAGAUGGUUCUGCCUGCAGGAAUUCUUCAGGCUCCGUUUUAUAGUCGUUCCUGGCCCAAAGCUCUUAACUUUGGUGGAAUUGGAGUCGUCAUGGGUCAUGAACUGACUCAUGCUUUUGAUGAUCAGGGGAGGGAAUACGACAAGGAUGGAAACCUGCGUCCCUGGUGGAAGAACUCUUCUGUGGAGGCCUUUAAGAAGCAGACGCAUUGCAUGGUGGAGCAGUACGGAAAUUACAGCAUCAACCAGGAGCCUCUGAAUGGAAGACACACCCUGGGAGAGAACAUUGCUGAUAACGGUGGACUCAAGGCUGCCUACAAGGCUUAUGUGAACUGGAUCAAAAAGAACGGCGAGGAGGCCACGCUGCCUGCUCUGGGAAUGACGAACGAUCAGCUGUUUUUUGUAGGGUUUGCCCAGGUAUGGUGCUCUGUCAGGACACCUGAAAGCUCACAUGAGGGCGUCAUCACAGAUCCUCACAGUCCAUCAAAAUUUCGAGUCAUCGGCACCAUCUCCAAUUCAAAAGAAUUCUCAAAGCACUUUGGCUGCAAAGCAGACGCUCCCAUGAACCCUAAACACAAGUGUGACCUUUGGUGA